AUGCGUCAUAAACACUCCCCUGAAAAUGACUUCCUGAUGGGUCUAGUUGAUAUGGGAAGCAAUGGAAUCCGCUUUUCCAUUUCAGAUCUUUCGCCGCCGACGACGCGAAUUCUGCCAGUGGUGUAUCUUGAUCGAGUUGGGAUCUCGCUUUAUGAUGCCCAAUAUGACCCAGAAACGGGGAAGAAAAUCCCAAUACCGUCUGAAGUGAUCAGAGACGUGAUCGCGGAGCUCCAACGCUUCAACCUUGUUUGUCGAGAGUUUGGCGUUCGUCGAGAUCGCGUUCGAAUUAUUGCCACUGAGGCGACACGGACAGCGACAAACUCUCACGAGUUCCGAGAUCGUAUUAAACAGAGAACGGGACUGGUGGUUGAAAUGCUCACCAAAGAAGAAGAAGGCAACGUGGGCGCCAUGGGCAUUGUCAGCAGCUUCUCUGACGUUCGGGGCCUUGUAAUGGAUCUCGGUGGAGGGAGUACCCAAGUGACCUGGAUCAUUUCCCACGACGGGAUGGUACGGACGAGUCCCAAGGUGGCGAUAUCCUUUCCGUACGGUGCGGCGGCGAUGACGCGAAGAUUAGCCGAGUGUCGAAAUGCCCCAGAUCCGGAGAAGGCAAAGGAAGAAUUGAGACAAGAAAUCCGUGCCAAUUUCCAUGAGGCAUUUCAACAACUAGAAAUCCCCCAAGAGCUGAUCGAUCAAGCUCAGAGAGAAGGUGGUUGGCAUGUGUAUCUGUCCGGUGGAGGGUUUCGUGGAUGGGGCUAUCUGCUCCUAAGUCAGGCACAGAAGAACGGCCAGCAUUACCCGAUCUCAAUCAUCAAUGGAUUCAAGGCGUACAGGGAUGAGCUCACGGACACAGAAAAGUUGAAGGAAGUCGCACGCAACGCCGAAAAGAUCUUCCGCGUAUCAGAUCGCCGCAGGUAUCAAGUUCCCGCAGUGGCCUUCUUGGUGAAUGCCCUGGCCAAUACUUUACCCAUUGGUCCUCUCGUGGCUCGGUUCUGUCAGGGUGGUGUGCGCGAAGGUCUUCUCUUUCGUGAUCUACCACGUGCCAUUCGAGCUCAGGACCCCAUUGCCGUGGCAUCGGCACCGUUUGCCCGUCCUUCGGCCUUGCAUUUCAAAACUCUUCUCCUCAAUGGUUUGCCUCCUCCAUCACAUGGAAAGUCGGUACCACCAUCCAUUAAUCCCCAUAUCAUUGAGGGGCUUGCCAACCUCUUUUUCGAACAUGCGUCAUUGAGCAAGGAGACUGCCUCCGUGGCUGCUCUUUACAGCACCAGCACCGGUGUUCUCACCUCCGCUCAUGGAUUGUCUCAUUCAGCCCGGGCUCGCAUGGCGCUCAUGCUCGAGAAUCGUUAUGACGGUGAACUUCCUCCUCGCGAAGCGUCCUUCAAAUCCCGACUGUGUGAUCUUCUCACUCCGGAAGAAAUUUGGUGGUGCAAUUAUGAGGGCAUUUUGGCCUGGCUGGUGGGAGAGAUUUACCCCACUGGCGUUGUAGGUCCCCGGCCUCGGCUAUGGCUUUCUGCACGGUUUGCCAACCAUCUGGGCAAAAGGGGAGACAAGGAGGGCAUUGAACUGACCUUGUCCGUCCCGAGAACCCCGGAAGAUGGUAUCUCAAGUCUGAAUGAGGACGAAAACCUUUACAUCGGGAAAAGGCGCAUACAUGAAUAUGCGAAACGAGUAGCCAAGGUGGGAAAGAAAAAGAAUUGGAUUGGUGGAAAGGAUGGCUGGGGAAUGACGGUGAAGGUGCUGGUCGCCGAACAUUUAUUAUUGGAGUAA
Messenger RNA from Rhinocladiella mackenziei CBS 650.93, 1764 nucleotides. RefSeq lists its product as uncharacterized. Gene Ontology annotation, biological process: regulation of transcription by RNA polymerase II. The record is from RefSeq and is a predicted model, not a curated record. Lineage: Eukaryota; Fungi; Ascomycota; Eurotiomycetes; Chaetothyriales; Herpotrichiellaceae. Bases 1 to 1764 code for a protein of 587 amino acids. The transcript has 2 exons.